AUGUCUCUUCCCCCGGAUCUGCGCGUCCUCUGCCGCCGCCUCACAUCUACACCACCCGCUCAGCUGCCUCACUCGAUACCGGCUUUCACAGGCCACGUUCUUCGGUGCCGAGAUGUCCUCUCCACGCCGCACGAUCCCAAGGCCAAGGAUGGCGCGAACGAGGCCUACAUGCUGGUGCAUAAGCUCAAGACAAUCAUCACGACACUUCUCAACGGCAAAAGCGCUGCCGGCCGUUUUACUGGUGUGACACUCGUCAAGGCCGUGGUCGAUGUUGGUGGAUGGGAGUGUCUGCGCGAAUCUGGACCAUGGGUCCGCAGUCUUCUGUCUAUUCUUCAGAAAAACGACCCCUUCGCCGUCAAAGAGUUGUGUGUGGUGGCACUCAUCAAGAUCUACACCCUCGUCAACGGCUUCCAGACAUUGACGCGCGAGAUCGCGACCCCCACCAUUGCCACUUUCUUCAACGCUUGCCUACAGCUCGUGAAACAGCCAUCGGUUGGCGAACGCUUGAAGACACCGCUGCACCUUGUCGAGACGAUUCUGGACGCCUUUGCUACACUGCAACCUCUCUACCCCGCCACCUGCCGCCCGUUCAACAAGGAUAUCAGGGUCGUCAUCAAGCCGUAUCUCGCACCUACUUCUUCCGACGACAUCUUGGUCCCCGAGUCUUUGCAGCGCGUAAGCCGAAGAGUCGUCAUCUCCAUCCACUUUACUACCGCCGGCAAGUCUGGCCCAAGCGACGAAUGGGCCAAGUUUGCGGCAGAACUGCCGAAGGAUUUUCAUCUCUGUGCAGACCAGGUCUUUCGCGCUGUUCAAGAGAGCUGGGAUACUGUCCCGCCACGCGCGCGGUCCACUGUCAACUAUGACGCCCCGCCGCAGGGGGAGGAUUCGGGCAUUCAGCUGCCUGCGUGGAAGGGCGUUCGCGCUGGUGGUGACAGACUGAUCGGGUUGUUCCGGCUCAUGGCGGACUCGCUGCGCUACCCUACCAAAGACUUUGGCGUCAUUCCUGUCGGCGCGUUCCUUGAUACUGUCAGCCGCGUCUCUCUCAUCAGCCGUCGUGGCAAGACACAAACGUGGGAGCAGGCUCUCGAGACUCAUCCGGCUAUUGGCAGAGAGGAGAAGGAGGAGCUUUGGAGUAUCAUGGCCAGCAUUCACGUUGCGGCACUCGAGCUUCUCCAGACUCUCUUCAAGAGACUGCAACACAAUGCCCUUCCUCUUGCGUCCGAAAGUCUCGACAUUGUCGUUCUGAUUCUCAAGUCUGGCAUCGAUAACCCGAUUGUUCGUGUCGCCGCGUACAAAAUCCUCUGCGACAUGCUGCCGAUUGUUGGUCCCGGCAUGAGCAAGCCGGCAAUUGACGCCGUCGGCGUCGUCAUGCUUGCAUCCUGCCGUGAUCUGCAGCAGGAAGCGGGCCACCUCGCAGCCCCCGCGCCCUCCAGCAAGCCCGAAUCGGGCGCCAAGAAGAACAGCAUCGCCGCGAAUGCUGACCUCUUCCUCCCCCAACAGCAAGGUGACGCAGCUUUGACUCCCGCCAACACCACUGGUCUUGCCAAAGAGCAACUGGAAAUCGCCGAGACGCUUCUGGCCAGCCUCCUCGCCAACAUCCCACAGCGGCGCCUCAAGCCGGGCCUGCGUGGGCUGCUCGACCAGACAGCUGUGCUCAGCCAGAGCAGGGAUGCCAUGCUCGCCAGUGUCCUGAAUCCUUACAUCAACGAGUCUGGUAAAAGCUACGCCAGUAUCCUACCGCAUCUGUCGCGCCGCUUCCCUCGCGAUCAAGGGGUUGAGAUUCUUCGGUCCAACAUUCGCUCCUCAGCGCCCUCGUCUGGUGAUGGCGUCGACAUGACGGCCGGCUUUGAAGAGCUGGAAGAAGUAGAAGAUGACGAAGAUGAUGAUGAGAUGGUCGAUGCCAUUGAAGUGCAAGGCAGCGGCGAGGACUCAAAGGCUGACGAGGCCGAGGGUGGCAGCGGUUUUGGCAUUGCCUCCAAGACGGCUCCCGUGCUGAGCGGCGAGGGCAAGGAUCUGGCUAGCAGUAACAGCCCUUUCCUGACGCACAAGCCGUCCACCGUUGAAGUGGCAGGCGGUUCUUUGGCGUCUCAGAAGCGCAAGCUCGAGGACGCCGUGGACGUGGUACCGCCAUACAAGAAGUAUGGCGUGGAGAAGAGCAUACCGGAGCGGCCCGUGGCUGCGGCCGCCGAGAAGAAGGCGGCGGAAGGAGAAGGAGAGAGCGAUGACGAAAGUGUCGAUCUGAACAUGGACCUGGACGAUCUGGACGACGAGGAGGAUGAAGAGUAA
Molecule: messenger RNA, 2286 nt
Organism: Verticillium nonalfalfae
Lineage: Eukaryota; Fungi; Ascomycota; Sordariomycetes; Glomerellales; Plectosphaerellaceae
Exons: 2
Coding region: 1-2286 (761 amino acids)
Biological process (GO): rRNA processing
Cellular component (GO): nucleus
Source: RefSeq, a predicted model, not a curated record